Messenger RNA from Austrofundulus limnaeus, 2919 nucleotides. It is a transcript of the gene kcnip1a, whose product is annotated as Kv channel interacting protein 1 a. The transcript is spliced from 9 exons. Gene Ontology annotation, molecular function: potassium channel regulator activity; calcium ion binding; transmembrane transporter binding. Gene Ontology annotation, biological process: regulation of potassium ion transmembrane transport. Gene Ontology annotation, cellular component: voltage-gated potassium channel complex. The record is from RefSeq and is a predicted model, not a curated record. NCBI's taxonomy places the organism in Eukaryota, Metazoa, Chordata, Actinopteri, Cyprinodontiformes, Rivulidae. Bases 638 to 1285 code for a protein of 215 amino acids.
GAGAGAGAGAGAGAGAGAGAGAGAUGAGCAGGAGAGGAAGAGGGAGCAAAAACAUAAAGAUGUGCAGAGGAAUUGAUGAAAUGACACUGAGAGGGAGAGUGUAAAGGCACGUGAAAAAGGCAGCGUCAGUGACAGCGCAGACAAAGGUAGUAUCAGAGUGCAUGUCUGCCGUUCGUUUCAUUCAUACACACACACACACACACACACACACUUUCUCUUUUUCAUUCACACACACACAUACGCACACCCUCGAGCAGAAUCAGACGAGCUGUGUGGGUGUGAGGCGGCAUGAGAAGUGGUAUCUUUACUUCCACACAUACGGCCAGCUGAUGGACUAACUUAAUAAGACACACACCUACUGUGUGCACCCUCACAGGCACAACUUAAUUAUAGGCUCGCCGACACACUCACACCCCCAGGAGGAACAGAAGUCAACAUGGGUCUCGUGAUGGGCACCUUUUCCAUGCAGUCCAAGCAAGUGAGCUACCACAAAGCCAUUGAGAGGGAGGAGAAGAGGAUGAGAAGAGAAAGAACGAGGGCGCGGGAGCGUGCGUUCUAGCUGUCCUGACACGUGACGCCAGAGACACACAGACUUCAGCAUCCAGACGCAAUUGUUCCCACGACGACAGCAGCAAACAUGGGGGCUGUGGUUGGCACGCUGACCAUGCAGACCAAGCAGAGGAGACCGUCCAUGGACAAAGCUGACGAUGAUUUGGAGAUGACCAUGGUGUGCCAUCGACCGGAGGGCCUCGACCAGCUAGAAGCUCAGACCAACUUCAGUAAAAGAGAACUCCAAGUGCUCUACAGAGGCUUCAAGAACGAGUGUCCGAGUGGAGUCGUAAAUGAAGACACAUUUAAACAAAUAUACUCACAGUUCUUCCCACAUGGAGAUGCCAGCGCCUACGCACACUACCUGUUUAACGCGUUUGACACCGGAAACACUGGAUCAAUCAAAUUUGAGGACUUUGUGACAGCUCUGUCCAUCCUGCUGAGAGGUUCCAUCACAGAGAAGCUCCAGUGGACCUUUAACCUCUACGACAUCAACAGAGAUGGCUACAUUAACAAAGAGGAGAUGACAGACAUUGUCAGAGCAAUAUACGACAUGAUGGGGAAGUACACAUACCCGGCGUUGAAAACCGAUGCACCCAAACAGCAUGUGGAUGCCUUCUUUCAGAAGAUGGACAAAAAUAGAGACGGCGUUGUCACUCUGGAUGAAUUCAUCCUUUCUUGUCAGGAGGAUGAAAACAUCAUGAGAUCUCUGCAGCUCUUUGAAAACGUCAUCUAAACAACAAACAUGAGGGAGAUGGAGCAACAGAUGGAAGCACCGAGGGAAGAAGGCGAGCAGUUUGCACACACAAAAAAAGGACAACUUGAGGGGGGAAAAAGGAAAGAAGGAGCUUUAAUUGCCACUUUGGGUGUUAUGAUUUCCCUCAGAACUGCAUGAAGGACAUCUUACUGUAACAACUCUGUGGCAACAAAAAACCCUCACUGGUUUCUGGAAAAAAUGACUUUACUUUGUCUUUGUGUGAGUGUCCAGCUCAUCUCUGUCUCCUUCGGUUGUUGCUGAUGUGACAGGUGCUGUCGUCUCAGACUCUGUGUGUGUGAGUGUGUGUGUGUGGUCACACCACUGUGUACAGUAAAUAUUCGGCCUCUCCCUUUUUUGGUCUGGUGUGUUAACUGUUAUCCAGCCAGGCUGAAAUUCCUCCCAGGAUCUUUGCUGGUGAGACUGCAAAGGUUGCUCACUGAUGACUUAAACACGUUCAGAUUUUAUUGUAGAGUUCUGCGCCACUAAAAAUGAGCAAUAUUGUGAAUGAAGCAUGCAGGAUGGCGGCCCACGUUGUAUCCAAUAUUUAUUACACGAGCCAGAAGAAUCCGAUGGAAGAUUAGCUUCUUAGCAUUUGAGAAUCCAGGUUCAUCUAAGAUGAAACUCAGACAUAAACCUGAAGUUUGAGGCAGAUGGCCGACCAUCCUGAGCCUGGUUCUGCUGGAGGUUUCUUCCUGUUAAAAGGGUUUUUUUUCCCCUCUCCACUGUCACCAACGUGCCGCUCAGGAUGGGAGACCGUGACAAAGUGAUACAACCCAAUCUGCUGGCUUCAUUAGAUUGAUUUUUUCUGUACAGUGCCCUGUGACAUUUGUAGUGGCUUGGCGCUAAAUCAUUAAACUGAAUUAAAGCGAAUCUGCAGAACUCACUUAGACAGUGAUUCUGUGCAGCUCGCCACAGUCUACUUGUGAGUUUGUGUUGUCGAUGACUUUUUUGAAUGUUGUAACGACUCAACCGUUCUGUGAAUCACUGUCAUUGUUUCGUGGCUUCUUCAUCGUGUCUGCCUGUCUGAUACCUGUCUGCCCGUUUUGUCUGURAUUACUCUGCCUGUCGACUAACACUAAAUAAAGAGCCUGUUCAGUUGCAAACCGAUAAAAGUAGGGAGCAAAUAAAAAUGCAUGUGUUUCUGUAGGUGUCUUGUCGCCUCAGUGUUUGACAUGUGCCCACGUAUGUAACCUGAGACCAUGAUGUCCUARCAAGAAAGAGGAGUUGUGUCUUUUAAGACUCUGUUCGACCAACAUGUCACUGUGAGGGGGAGAAGUUUGGAGGAAGACAACAACAUGGGAGCGAGUUCAGAAGACCAGACCUUAUCACUGAUUCCCGAGGAAUGAAAGCCAUGUUCCAAACAAGAGCCAUCGUUCYGAAGGUUGAGUCGGACUAAAAGAUUUCAGCAUUCGCUUUAACUCAAUGUGCUUAACUAAUAAUGUCAUAGAGAAAAYGAGCCGCAGCUCUUCUUUAAACGUUCCCAGACAUUUUAGUUCCAGAUAGAGCGACAGGCAGGAAGUCACACAAACAGACGCGUAAAACUUUCCAAAUCAUGUGUGUAUUGAAAUAUUGUAUAAAAUCAUUAUAUUUAUCAAUAAACUUUUCAAAAAUUA